AGGCCAAAUUCUUGCGAAACAUGUGGGAAACAUUUCAAAAGUAAUUAUAACUUGACAGUCCAUAUGACAACCCACUCAGUUGAGAAGCAGUACCUUUGCAAGACCUGCAGGAAAAGAUUUAGAACGCCAACAACACUGACCCGUCAUAUAAGAACCCACACAGGUGAGAAGCCGUACAGGUGUAAAACAUGCGGUACACAUUUCAAGUGUGAAGAUCAUUUGACAGUCCACAUGAGGUCUCACACAGGUGAGAAGCCGUACCUUUGCAAGUCCUGCGGUAAAAGAUUUAGUGCACCAACAACAUUGAUCCGUCAUAUAAGAACCCACACAGGUGAGAAGCCAUACCCAUGUAAAACAUGUGGGAAAGAUUUCAGUCGUGACGAUACAUUGAGAGUCCACAUGAGGUCCCACACAGGUGAGAAGCCGUACCCAUGUAAAACAUGCGGUACACAUUUCGGGCGUGAAGAUCAUUUGACAGUCCACAUUAGGUCCCACACAGGUGAGAAGCCAUACCUUUGUAACACCUGUGGGAAAAGAUUUAGUGAGCCAACAACGCUGACCCGUCAUAUAAGAACACACACAGGUGAGAAGCCGUACACGUGUACAACAUGCGGGAAAGAUUUCAGUCGUGACGAUACAUUGAGAGUCCACAUGAGGUCCCACACAGGUGAGAAGGUGUACACUUGUAAAACAUGCCACAAAGAUUUCAGCCAAAAAGUACAUCUGAAAGUCCAUAUAAGAACCCACACAGGUGAGAAGCCGUAUUCUUGCAAAACAUGUGGCAAAUGUUUCACAGUUAAUGCUCAGUUGAAAGUCCACAUGAGAAGAGCCCACACUGAUGAGAAGCAGAACAAGUGAGGAGCCACGUAAUUUAAGUUCUUGUAGAAAUGUUCUUUUUUCUCGAAUCACAUUCUUAAAAUAUUUGAAGAUCGAACUGAAACUCCUUUGUUGCAAUUUCUACAUCUUUGUAAUUGAAUGUAAAAUAUUUUCUUCCAACACGAGAUGUCAGUAUCUUUGUGUAACGUUUUUUUAAUGACAUUGUUACUUCUAUGUAUGUUUUCAAACAGUAUUUCUGUAUUUUAGUUUCACAGUGAGUGCACAGGUGUGGCUGUUACAGUCAUGGUGUGAUCUGGAUGGUUGUUAUUUUUCCCAAAUGUCCAUUUACAGUGUUAGAAUUACUUUUUGUUUACAGUUAAACAAGAUGACUUUAAACCCAUGUUCUUCACAUAAUAUUUGAUAAUUUUAUAUAAAGCCUUUUACACUUCUUUGCAAGAAGUCAGAUCUUACCUUAUACUGGCAUCACUCAUCUAUUUUUUUUUAGAAAUCUUGUGAAAUGUGCAUUCUUUUCGCUAUUUUAAUAAAUUAACCCAUUCAUGUGU
Centropristis striata (black sea bass) is the source of this 1379-nucleotide messenger RNA. RefSeq names its product zinc finger protein 25-like. Gene Ontology annotation, molecular function: RNA polymerase II cis-regulatory region sequence-specific DNA binding; DNA-binding transcription factor activity, RNA polymerase II-specific. The transcript has a single exon. Lineage: Eukaryota; Metazoa; Chordata; Actinopteri; Perciformes; Serranidae. Gene Ontology annotation, cellular component: nucleus. Gene Ontology annotation, biological process: regulation of transcription by RNA polymerase II. The coding region runs from base 64 to 858 and encodes 264 amino acids. The record is from RefSeq and is a predicted model, not a curated record.